This is a messenger RNA of Gadus macrocephalus (Pacific cod), 1496 nucleotides long. It is a transcript of the gene mrpl44, whose product is annotated as mitochondrial ribosomal protein L44. The transcript is spliced from 4 exons. NCBI's taxonomy places the organism in Eukaryota, Metazoa, Chordata, Actinopteri, Gadiformes, Gadidae. Gene Ontology annotation, cellular component: nucleus. The coding region runs from base 63 to 1058 and encodes 331 amino acids. Gene Ontology annotation, biological process: regulation of gene expression; primary miRNA processing; rRNA processing. The record is from RefSeq and is a predicted model, not a curated record. Gene Ontology annotation, molecular function: double-stranded RNA binding; ribonuclease III activity.
CGGCUCGAGCUGUUCUCCCCGUGGUUGCGAGCUGUGUCCCUCCCCUGUCAGUCACAUCCAACAUGGCGUCGGGCUAUAUAGUAAAUCGUGGUGCGCUAACCUUAGGAAUACAUUACCGAAAUGUUUGCAGAACCAACACAUUUACACAGAUUCGAGAAAAGAAACGAUGGAUGAAAUCCUAUACAUACACUAUGGAAAGAAAGCGAAAGAUAGAAGGGACUCCUCCGCCGAAGCCAAGAUCCCAAAAACCUAACUGGGAUUACCAUGCUGAAGUGCAAGCAUUCACCUGCCGUCUUCAUGAGAACUUUUCCUUGGAGUUGCUAAAGACUGCGUUUGUCAAUCCAUGUUAUAUUGAAUCUGAGCAAAAGAGAAGGCAAGACUUGGGAAUGGACUCUGAAACAAUAGCUCUUGUCUUAAAAGGCAACAUUGAGCUACGCUCACAGGGGUCAGAUUUUACCUCUAGUUUCCUGAACGAUUGGUGUCGGGCCAGCUUUCCCCGUCUGCACAGUGAUGGGGUAGCGGCUGUCGUGGCACACCUUACCUGUUCAACAGUGGUUUGCCAUGUAGCAAGAAACCUUGGUAUUGAAGACCUCACCAUGAGUGCCGAGUUCCCGAUUCCUGAUGAUGUACUGCAAUCCACACUGAUGGCUGUGAUCGGAGCGUUACUGGAAAGCAGCGGAGCAGAAAGAGCAGGGUUCUUCCUAAGGGACUUUCUUGCCACUCAGCUGAUCGGGAAAGACCUGUUUGAUAUGUGGAUAGUGGUGAACCCCAUGGGUCUGCUGAUGGAGGAACUGGCCCAGAAGAACAUGUCUGCCCCAGAGCCCCGUCUCAUUAGGUCGGCUGGGGCCAGCACGGUUCUCCCACUCUACUUUGUUGGACUUUACAGCGAUAAGAAGCUAUUGGCUCAGGGUCCAGGAGACACAGUCAUCGCUGCUGAGGAAGAGGCCGCUCGCGUAGCUCUGCGUGAUCUCUAUGGUUUCACCGAGAACCGCAGGCCAUCAGACUUUUCCACAAUGAAACAGCAACAAGAACCUGUACAAUAUGUUGCCAGCAACUAAUCCAGGGUGUACAUGGCAGGCAGCAGAGAGAAACGUAAAUGGUGGUGGAGCAUCGCCCUUCCGUUUUGUUAUACCGUAAGAUGCAACCAUUUAAUUUCAUACUUGAUUGGAAGGGUAAACAAAAGCAAUGUUAUUUGUGACCAAAAUAAAUCCUAUCGGAAACUAUGUUGUCAAUGGGUUUGUUUUAUGACCACAGGAAUGUUCAUGUCUUCAUGCCAAGAAGGGUGAUUGAUGUUUUAAGCAUAGGCUUGGUGAAGCUCAAACACCAUCUGUUUUGGAGUGGGCUGGUCAUAUUCUGGGGUAACCACUGGAAAGUUAUGCAUUGUGUUUUGGACCAUACUACAAGAUAAUAAAUGUUUUUGUUACUCUGCGUUGUAAAUAUGAAUGCCUGCCAUGGGUCUUAUUUUGUUCACCUAAAAUAAACAAUCUUUAUAAUGA